Molecule: messenger RNA, 1439 nt
Organism: Papilio polytes (common Mormon)
Lineage: Eukaryota; Metazoa; Arthropoda; Insecta; Lepidoptera; Papilionidae
Product: interleukin enhancer-binding factor 2 homolog
Exons: 9
Coding region: 204-1376 (390 amino acids)
Source: RefSeq, a predicted model, not a curated record
ACCUCUUUUUCGAAAAACAAAGCCGCGUCUGUCUCAAAGAAUACAAUAAUAUUAUAUUUGUGUCUAUAUUAUUGAACUGAUUAUCAAGCUUCUUUCCUAAUCAGAAUUAUACGUGUGCAUACAAGUGUUUAGUGUUUAUAGUGUAAAAUACUGAUAACCUCUUAUUCUCAUUUACAUUGCAUUGUAAAAAUAACAAAUAUAUUAUGGUUCGUGGUGUUGGAAGAGGAGGUCGUGGUAUGCCGGGGCGCGGUGGAAUGGGUAGGCCUCCGUUUAACAGACCGCGAGUGAUGUUGUUAAGACCUCCUUUCGACUUAAUUCUAGCAGAACCAGCGUUUCCCAGAUGCAAACCAGCGCCUGACGAUUCUGCGCUAACUCAGGCACUUCUCAAACGCCAUGCAGAGCUCUGCCCCACUCCGUCAGAGCAGGCAUCGGUCCUCUCCUUGGUGACAAAGCUGCAGACAGUGCUGGAUAACCUGGUUGUAGCUCCAGGAGACUUUGUUGCGUGUCAAUUAGAAGAAGUCCGUCAAGUAGGAUCAUAUAAGAAAGGCACAAUGAUGGCUGGCAAGAAUGUUGCUGAUAUAGUGGUUAUCAUGAAGACAUUGCCAACUAAAGAGGCUGUUGAGGGAUUGUCUAAUAAGGUGAAUGAGGAAGUGAACAAAUUGACCCGAGCGAUGGGCACCGGGUCAGUGACAUGCGCGUGCACCGAGAGAGGCUUCACUGUGACAGCUGCGGGGGCUGCGGUCCGUGUGCUUGUCACCACGCUGCAUCAGAACCUAAGGAAGUUGGAGCCCGAGGUGCAUCUGGAUUAUAAGGUGAUCAGCAGCCACCUGGCAGCUAUCCGACACAGCAGGUGGUUUGAAGAAAACGCCCAUCAUUCCUCCGUCAAGGUAUUAAUCCGUCUUCUCCGCGACAUGUGCGCGCGUCACGCGGGGCUGGAGCCCCUCACACCCUGGAUGAUAGACCUGCUGGCUCACCACUGCAUCAUGAACAACCCUGCGCGCCAGGCGCUGCCCAUCAACGUCGCCUUCAGACGUGCCCUCUCCCUGCUCGCGGGGGGGUUGUUCCUGCCGGGCUGCGCGGGGCUGCCGGACCCCUGCGAGGCGGCGCACGCGCGGGCUCACACCGCGCUCGACCUCGCCGCGCAAGACCACGCCGCAGCCACCGCGCAGACGUUGCUCCGCGUGGUGGGUCGCGGAGGUCACCGCUAUGUACUCGGUCUGCAGCCAUUCGAAGGUGGCAAGGACAUCUCCACAGAGAUCACUGUGUGGGACGGUGUGGUGGUGUCCCCACUCGCACCAGCGUACCAGGAGACACCUGAGCCAAUGGAGACUGAUGAUAAGGAGGAUGAUUUGACCCAGGACGGUGUGGCCGCUUGACAGGAGGAUAAUUACUGACAACAAUAAACUAUAUUUGACUAAUAAAUGAUCUUGACUUAAUUA